GUUCCUUAUAUGAUAACUCCACAUAACAAGGUAUACUGCUGCGAUAGCAGUUUUAUGAAGGGGCUCACAGAGCUGAUGCAGCCCAGUUUUGAGUCGCUGCUGGGACCUAUAUGCUUACCUCUGGUGGAUCGAUUUAUUCAGCUCUUGAAGGUGGCACAGGCCAGUUCAAGCCAGUAUUUCCGAGAAUCCAUUCUGAAUGACAUCAGGAAGGCCCGUACCCUCUACACGGGCAAAGAGCUUGCAGCAGAGCUGGCACGGAUUCGACAGCGAGUGGAUAAUGUUGAAGUCUUGUCUGCUGACAUUGUAAUAAACUUGCUGCUGUCCUACAGAGACAUCCAGGAUUAUGAUUCCAUUGUGAAACUGGUGAAAACUUUAGAAAAACUGCCUACUUUUGACUUGGCUUCCCACCACCAUGUGAGGUUUCAUUACGCGUUUGCACUGAACAGACGAAAUCUUCCUGGAGACAGACAAAAAGCUCUAGAAAUUAUGAUUCCUCUGGUAGAACAGGAAGACCAAGUAGCUUCAGAUAUGUAUUGCCUGGUUGGUCGAAUUUACAAGGACAUGUUUUUGGAAUCUGGGUUCAUAGAUACAGAAAGCAGGGACAAAGGAACGUUCUGGUUCAAGAAGGCGUUUGAGUCAGAGCCAACGUUACAGUCAGGAAUUAAUUAUGCAGUACUCCUCCUGGCAGCUGGACAUUCCUUUGAUACUUCUUUUGAGCUGCGGAAAGUUGGAGUAAAGAUCAGCAGCCUGCUUGGUAAAAAGGGGAGCUUGGAGAAACUGCAGAGCUAUUGGGAAGUGGGAUCUUUCUUGGGGGCCAGUAUGUUGGCUAAUGACCAUAUAAGAGUGAUCCAGGCUUCAGAAAAGCUGUUUAAACUAAAGGCACCGGCAUGGUACCUGAAGUCUAUUGUAGAGACUAUUUUGAUAUAUCAGCAUUUUAAGAAACUGACUCCAGAACAUACGGCCAAACAGGAACUCGUGGACUUCUGGAUGGACUUCCUUGUUGAAGCCACAAAGACAGAUGUGUCUGUAGUUCGAUUUCCAGUUUUAAUAUUAGAACCAACAAAAAUCUACCAGCCUUCGUACCUCUCCAUCAACAGUGAAGCUGAGGAGAAGACUGUAUCUAUCUGGCAUGUGCUGCCUGAUGACAAGAAAGGUAUCCACGAGUGGAACUUCAGUGCUGCUUCUAUCAGGGGAGUAAGCAUUUCGAAGUUUGAAGAACGAUGCUGUUUCCUGUAUGUGCUGCACAACUCAGAUGACUUUCAGAUCUAUUUCUGCACAGAACUUCAUUGCAGAAGGUUUUUUGACAUGGUGAACAGUAUCACUGAUGAAAUAGGGAAGACUACAGAGGAAGGGGAAUGUGAUGGAGACUCCCUAGAGUAUGAUUAUGAAUAUGAUGAAAAUGGCGAGCGAGUUAUUCUGGGGAAAGGAACUUAUGGCAUUGUGUAUGCAGGACGAGAUCUGAGCAACCAAGUCAGAAUUGCUAUUAAAGAAAUCCCAGAGAGAGACAGCAG
Molecule: messenger RNA, 1511 nt
Organism: Tauraco erythrolophus (red-crested turaco)
Lineage: Eukaryota; Metazoa; Chordata; Aves; Musophagiformes; Musophagidae
Source: RefSeq, a predicted model, not a curated record